UCAAACAAGGUACAGAAAUCAACAAGGAAACUGCUUUGCAUGGAACAUUAACUCGAAAGACUGGAAAAGAAAGGGAAUCUAGUUUCAAAAAGGGUCUAAAUAUCUUGAAGUUUUCCUCUUAAGAAAUGACAAUUGGAAAAUACAGCUAACUAAUGAUUAACACGGGUUCUCUUAGCUGCGGAGUAUCACUGUGUUAUUUCCUUCCCAAGAAGCUGAGGCGUAAUAAGGUUUGUCAAGAGAUAAUUCGCAGGAGAGCGAAUGGAAGUCAGGUGGUGUUGACAUUGCCAUGACAACUUGUAUUGAGAUACGCCGGCCACUGUUACAGGAAUCAGCCGAUUGCUACUGGCACUUUUUUCCAGGACAAAGACAAAGAAAUCCGUAUCAUGUAAAACUCUCAGCACUGGCUUUCAGUUUGUUGUUGCUAUGGCAGCUAGUUGGAGCAUUUUUGUACAUGGUUCGUGAUGUUGCUUGCUUCCGGGACAAAUCCACUGCAUAUCAGUGCAAAACAGAUGCGGCUUUCCCUUUUUCAGAGGAUGUCACGAUGGUGUGGCUGGCUUCGCUAUGUAUUUUCACCGCUAUCUCUAUAGCUGCCCUUCAGAAUGUUCCGCAGUUCCCCGGUUACAAGGCAAUCUUACAUCGGCUCAAAUACGUUCCUUCAUUUUGGACUUUAAUAAUCCUUUUGACCGUCGCCUUGUUUCGAUAUGUUAAGCUACUAAUUUCUAUCAAAUCUUUGUCAUCUUGGGUCGUAAUUGUUUGCUUAAUAGUAAGUUACAUUCUCAGAACUUUCGUUGUGGGAUUUUUAAAUUACACCAGGUUGAACUCCUUAAAGCAGAAAUAUCCCAUUUACAUUUUUGUUAUAUCUAAACUGACAGUGUUCUUGUUUUUCAUUGUUACCUUUAUCAAUCUCAUGGCUACCCUUUUGGCCCUGAGUGUGGAAAUCCGCGAGAUGCAUAAAACAGAUCGAGCUAAGAACUCGCUCGAUUUGAAUUUGGAUACCGUAAACGAACUGCUGGAGGUCUUUGGUACAACCACUUUUAGAAUUAAGUUAAUGAAAUUCUUUUGGGAAAAGUUUUUCAUCGACGACAGGAACAUUCUUUGUUUCCAUAUACCUUUGGAGUGAGAAAGACAGCGAAAAUCGAGAGAGUUUCAUUCUCGUCCUCAGAGCCACUCGUUUUCGCUUACU
Pocillopora verrucosa is the source of this 1183-nucleotide messenger RNA. RefSeq lists its product as uncharacterized. The record is from RefSeq and is a predicted model, not a curated record. Lineage: Eukaryota; Metazoa; Cnidaria; Anthozoa; Scleractinia; Pocilloporidae.